CUACCCAUAAAAUUGAAAAAAAAAGAAAAAAAAAAAGGGGGAAAUUCUCUCACACACAGACGAGGAGAAGAGGGGGGUAGGUGGUUCCAGACAAGCUACAACAGCAACUACACCACCACUAGACAUCUCAAAGUUAAAACCCCACGCAAUUUGCUUUAUUAAAUAAAACCAAACCAAUCUCUCCCAGCCUACUCUCUCUCCUCAUCUCUCUCCAUCGAUUUUCAUUAGAGAGAUCAAUGGCUUCUUCUACUCUUACCUCCAAGUCCUUUCUCGGUUCCUCAAGAAUCGACGGUGCUUCAAUAUCCUCCGACCUCCGUAAACUCUCAAUAUCCUCCGUUCAGAUCUCCUUCCGCUCACGUAUUCCAAAGAAACUCCAAAUAAAUGCGGCGGGAAGCACAUUUGGGACUAAUUUUAGAGUAACUACGUUUGGUGAGUCACACGGAGGUGGUGUUGGUUGUAUAAUUGAUGGAUGUCCUCCGCGCAUCCCCCUAUCCGAAGCUGAUAUGCAAUUUGAUCUAGAUAGAAGGAGGCCAGGUCAGAGCCGAAUUACGACUCCGAGAAAAGAGACGGAUACCUGCAAAAUAUCUUCCGGUGUUUCUGAAGGACUGACUACUGGGACGCCGAUUCAUGUAUUUGUACCAAAUACUGAUCAGAGAGGAUUAGAUUAUAGUGAAAUGUCAGUUGCUUACAGGCCUUCACAUGCAGACGCAACUUAUGACAUGAAGUAUGGUGUUAGAUCAGUUCAGGGUGGGGGUAGAUCUUCAGCAAGAGAAACAAUUGGAAGAGUUGCUGCUGGAGGUGUUGCUAAGAAAACUCUCAAACUAUAUGCAGGAACUGAGAUUCUUGCUUAUGUCUCUCAAGUCCACAAGGUUGUACUUCCAGAAAGUGUGGUUGAUCACGACUCUCUUACACUUGAUCAGAUAGAGAGCAAUAUUGUCAGAUGUCCAGAUCCUGAAUAUGCAGAGAAGAUGAUAGCUGCCAUUGAUGCUGUCCGAGUCAAAGGGGAUUCUGUUGGUGGUGUUGUCACUUGUAUUGUAAGGAAUGCACCGCGUGGGCUUGGUUCACCAGUCUUUGACAAACUUGAAGCUGAGCUUGCUAAAGCUGCUAUGUCACUACCUGCAACAAAGGGCUUUGAAUUUGGGAGUGGAUUUGCAGGCACUCUCUUGACUGGGAGUGAACAUAAUGACGAGUUCUACACAGACAAACAUGGAAGAAUCCGAACAAGAACAAAUCGUUCUGGUGGAAUACAGGGAGGAAUAUCAAAUGGUGAAAUUAUAAACAUGAGAAUAGCUUUCAAGCCAACAUCUACAAUAGGAAAGAAGCAACAUACAGUUACUAGAGAUAAAAAGGAGACAGAUCUAAUUGCUCGCGGUCGCCAUGAUCCCUGUGUUGUCCCACGAGCGGUACCAAUGGUGGAAGCUAUGGUGGCCUUGGUGCUCAUGGACCAGGUGAUGGCACAGUACUCGCAAUGCUAUCUGUUUCCCAUCAAUUCAGAGCUACAAGAACCCUUGAUAAUGCCAAGACUUGAGGCAGCCAAUGCGUCUGUAUGAAAGAUGGAGUCGCUGUAACACAAUUUUCAGCUGUCUAUAAGUGAUACUUGUGUCCACGACAGUUUUCUUGCUGAGACAUUUGGCUACAAGUUCAGAUUUUUUUUUCUUUUCUUUAAGUAUUCUGUUGUUGUUGUAAUCUCUGAAAUUGUUCACGCUCCUUUUCGCCCUCUCUCUCAUGGCAUAAUGUGAGCAGAUAUCUGAUAUUAUUCAUCAAUAAAAAAAAAUUGUAGAAGCAAAA
This is a messenger RNA of Populus nigra (black poplar), 1788 nucleotides long. RefSeq names its product chorismate synthase, chloroplastic-like. The transcript is spliced from 13 exons. Gene Ontology annotation, molecular function: chorismate synthase activity; FMN binding. The coding region runs from base 237 to 1550 and encodes 437 amino acids. Gene Ontology annotation, cellular component: cytosol. Gene Ontology annotation, biological process: chorismate biosynthetic process; aromatic amino acid biosynthetic process. The record is from RefSeq and is a predicted model, not a curated record. NCBI's taxonomy places the organism in Eukaryota, Viridiplantae, Streptophyta, Magnoliopsida, Malpighiales, Salicaceae.